This is a messenger RNA of Galeopterus variegatus (Sunda flying lemur), 360 nucleotides long. RefSeq lists its product as uncharacterized. The record is from RefSeq and is a predicted model, not a curated record. Lineage: Eukaryota; Metazoa; Chordata; Mammalia; Dermoptera; Cynocephalidae.
AUGGAGAAGCAGGGGUCUUCUGAGAGUAAGACAGAUCACUGGAUGCCCAGGAGAGAAGAUGGAGUCAGGGAGACUGACUCCAAGGUCCUGCAAGGCCCGAAACAGGCCUGUAUUGAGAAGCCACAGGUCUGGAGAGCAUGGCCUUACCCUGAGCCUUUGUGCCUAAUGACUGUCACCCCUAGCCUCCAUAUUCCACUCUGCCUCCUUAGUCUUCCAAUUCCCAGGCCUGGAGCCCCACUUCUUAGCCCGCUCUGGCAGUCUCCCUCUCCCACUCAUGCUGGGGUUUGCAAGCCAGGUCCUGGUGAGGGUGUGGCUGGUGGAUGCUGGCAGAGGGGGCACAAUCAACUGGAGAACACUUAA